Molecule: messenger RNA, 441 nt
Organism: Lactuca saligna
Lineage: Eukaryota; Viridiplantae; Streptophyta; Magnoliopsida; Asterales; Asteraceae
Source: the annotation of a GenBank genome assembly
AUGGCAGGCGAUAUCCUAGUAACAUCAUGGGCAGAAGUGAAAAGCCCGCUACGCCCAAUACAGUCACUCGAUGGCGGGAAAACCUCCAUUCAAGAGGAGCAUGCUUCAAACCGCACACCGACCUCACAGACACCGUCCAGUUCGAUGGUCGAAACGCCGACAACUUACAUAGCCAAUCUAUGGUGCCCAACAACUAGCACAACACAACAAAUAGCAAUCUUAACCACAACUUCGCAAAUCAUCGCAAUGCAAAAAACAUAUAUCCUUGCAUCACAACAACAAUCCUUCCCUCAUGUUUCUGGCACCGAAACCUGGAUCCUUCACACAGUCCAGUCGCAGCCACAGAAUCCCUCGAUAGUCCAUCCGCAUGCCGCUAUGGCAGGGUUGUCUCAUGUGCCGAUAUUUUCACAGCAACCACUAAUCCUCAACCAGCUUACAUAG